GUUGUAUUGGUAUUUAUUAAUAAUUCAUCCAUAUUAAUUAAUUUUCUGAAUCUUGUAUUGUAAUUUAAAAAUAUGUACAGUUUUACAACCAGGAAUAUCAACAUGUAUUAUAUAUAGGUUUGGAAGAGUAUUUAAAGUCUUUUUUAUUUAGUUGACAAUAGUUAAUCUAUUGGUAAUUUCUCGAUUAUAACUAGCAGUAGCAGUAUUAUGGGUGCGUACGAGCUAGUCUAAUUUUCAAAAUUUUCAUGUUAUAUAUAUAUGGCUAUUGUUAAUUACUAUAGAAAUAUAUAAUUUACUAUCGGGAGAAGUAUUUGAUAGAACGAUAUAAUGGGUUACUUCAUUAUUUAUUUAUUUAUUUUUUUUUUUUUGUAAAGACGUCUGUAAGAGUAUUGCUUUCAAUCAAAAACUUACAACCUAAGCACAAGUGAUCACCACACUGCAAAGAUUAUUACAUUUAAAAAAUGGUAAAACCAAUUCACCCCUUUCAAACUAUAGUACGAAUCCUGCUACACACCUCUUUUAAUUUUAUCUACAAUGUGAUGUAUUGGCCUGAGAGAUAUAUAGGUUUUUGGCGUAGGAUUUGAGUGUCAGAGAUUAAUAUUGACUUUUAUAUCCUCUAGGGUAUAACCGAGACUAAGAGCUUCUCGGUUUAUAAUCUCUUAAGUCUGGAUUCUAAAAUCAAGAUCAAGUCCCAAAAUUCAAUUCGUCUUAGGCUCAUAUAUUUUCAUGGCCGGCCCGGCAGACAACGUUCAAAACUGGAAAAAACAAGACGAAGAGCAAAAUAAAAAAACUGAUCAGAAACCAAUAAAAAAUUCCGGAGAAACAGAAUUUACUACUAAAUACGACAAUUUGUUUGUUGACAUCCAAAAUAUAUUGGAAGGAGAGAGGUUUAAGGAGGAGAACUAUGUGAGCAGCUUCGGCCCUCCUUCAUGGACACCAGAGGAGAUUGACUCUGCCAAAAUUAUCUUCAAACAAUGCCUUGAUAUUGAUCUUGAUAAUGUCAUCCAAUCGGGUAGGGAUUUCGAGCUCAAGAAAUCGCUUUCAAUUUUGCUAAGUAGCAAUGUCUUUCCCGAGAAUUCUGUAGAUGAGGUAACCAAAUUUGUGGAUGACUUUGUUCAAAGUUGCGAGCAAUAUGAAAUGGCCAAACAAGACUUGAGAGAAAUCCAAGAGAAGGAAAAGUCCAUAGAUGAUCAGAAAACAGCUAUGAAGCAAUUAUCUUCAAAGUUCUUGCCAAUAAGGAAACAAGCAGAGGCUGUUGAUCAUGAAAUUGCCGAACUAGAAAGACAGCUAACCGAAAGGAAAGCAAAGAAGACACGUCUAGGUAAGAUGCUUCAAGUUUUGGCUGAUCAAGCAACUACUUCAAAACAGUCACUUGUUAGAGAUGAAGAGGAUCAUGUUAAGUUUUGUGAGCUCAAGAAAGAACAAGCAGAGAAAGUGAUUAAUGAUGUGAAAACUUCGUGGGACACUUUAAAAAGUAUUGGUUAUUAUAAGAUUAUGCUUUUGUAAAUAUAAUUUCGAAGCAAGAAUACUAUCACUUUGUUUACAGGUUUUCUUAGAUGAAUGAACUUUUGUUGUGUGCCUAGUGAUUCCCCAAGUGAACAAAUUAACACAUUUGCUUUUUGGAUAUUAAAAGUUUGGAUUUAAA
Molecule: messenger RNA, 1645 nt
Organism: Cannabis sativa
Lineage: Eukaryota; Viridiplantae; Streptophyta; Magnoliopsida; Rosales; Cannabaceae
Exons: 3
Coding region: 727-1506 (259 amino acids)
Source: RefSeq, a predicted model, not a curated record